AUGGCGGCGUGCGACACGUGCCAGCAGUACUACCACCUGCACUGCCUCAACCCGCCGCUGCAGCGCCUGCCCAAGAAAAGCAAAGCAGUACGGCUGGUGAGUAGCUUGACGUCUCACGACAGCGAUGGCGGCGUGCGACACGUGCCAGCAGUACUACCACCUGCACUGCUUCAACCCGCCGCUGCAGCGCCCGCCCAAGAAGAGCAAGCAGUACGGCUGGUGAGUAGCGUGACGUCUCACGACAGCGAUGGCGGCGUGCGAGACGUGCCAGCAGUACUACCCCCUGCACUGCCUCCACCCGCCGCUGCAGCGCCCGCCCAAGAAGAGCAAGCAGUACGGCUGGUGAGUAGCGUGACGUCUCACGACAUCGAUGGCGGCGUGCGAUACGUGCCAGCAGUACUACCACCUGCACGGCCUCAACCCGCCGCUGCAGCGCCCGCCUAA
Parnassius apollo (apollo) is the source of this 444-nucleotide messenger RNA. The record is from the annotation of a GenBank genome assembly. NCBI's taxonomy places the organism in Eukaryota, Metazoa, Arthropoda, Insecta, Lepidoptera, Papilionidae.